GUCAAAUAAAUUGUACGUCAAAAUGUGCUAAACGUAAACAAAACCAAGUUUUUAUAAAUUUUGCUCUUCUUCGUUUUUUGUUGUAGAGAUAUCCGUAAUUCCUAAACUUAAUAAUACAUAAGUGAGAAAUCUUCUUAAUAACAGCUACCAUAAAAUCUAAAAAUGGAGCAAGAUCCUAUGUUAUCUUCUGAUGACAGCAGCGAUUCUCAAAUGAAAAACAUGAAAAAUCAGUUAAUUGAAUAUGGAUUGGGUGAUGAAAACCUUACUAAGGAAGAAAUGAGUGAUCUUCUAAAAGCUUUAAAUAACUCGAAGACUUCAGCUAAAGAGGAUGAAUUAUUGUUGCGCCAAAAGAUAGAGCAAGAGCAAUGUAAUGUAACGCCAAAAAAAUCAAUGAAGAGAAGAUAUUUGAAUGUGAGAGAUCGAAGGAUGCCUUGGUGUGUAUUGCCUAAUACUAUUACACAAGCUGAGAAAGCAAGAACCCUGGCUGUGUACAUAAAACUGAUGUCCAUAAACAGCUAUCGCCAGGCAAGACAGUCUGCUACAUUUGCAAACUGGCCACCUCCAAUUCAAAUCAUAGAAGAAACAACUAGAGUACAACCAAUUAGAUCCACUCGAAGCGGCCGCUCUAUGCCUAUUUAUGCAGGUUUUGAUGACGAUUCAUCUGAUUUUGAUCUAGUCAUAACUAAAACUAAGAAGCGGAAGAUGUCAAAUAAUGAUAACAAUGAGGAUGAUGGUAUUUAUUCAAAUAAAGUUGUAAGCUUAAAAAGGAAAUCUCCUAAAGAGGACACUGUAAGACCAAUCAAGGAGGUAAAAUUAAAUGUUGAGUCUGCAGAUUUCGAGUCUUUUGCUUUGGGUAACAAUUUGAAGCCCAAAAGGAAUUUGUUUACCAUAAUUGAAGACUGA
Messenger RNA from Diatraea saccharalis (sugarcane borer), 903 nucleotides. The record is from the annotation of a GenBank genome assembly. Lineage: Eukaryota; Metazoa; Arthropoda; Insecta; Lepidoptera; Crambidae.